AUGGCAUCACACUCGCUCGAACCGCCCCUGCCCUCGCCGUCCGCGUUCCCCUCGCUCUCGCCAGACACUCCCUCGCACACCGCACCCGUACAGCCCUCGAUCUCGUACGCGAAGGCAUCAAAGAGCGUCCUGCCACCGACAAAAGCACCAGAAGGGAUCUCGCUGCCCCCGCCGCCGCACAGCAACGCUCCUGGGACGGGUGAAGCAGGAGCGACGUCAGGGUCCGCGCACGAGCGGAGGCCGCACUCGAGCAAGGAGCGUCUCCAGCCCAGCCAGAACGGCAAACACUCGCCGUAUGCACGGCCGAACCCGGCGGGCGCGGGAAAGGGCGUGAAGAAGGGUCCUGCAGCGGGCGCAAAGGGUGGAAAGGGUCCGGCUGGAAAGGCCAAGCCUGCGGUGGGAGCGAACGGUGCUGCGACGGAGGAGGCGAACGGCGUCAAGCAGCCGCGGACGCAUGUCCCGGGAAUGCCGGCGUCGAUGCUGCCCGUCGCAAAGAAGUCGGGUUCUUCGCACGGCCGCAAGUCGUCGACCUCUUCGCCGGCUGCGAACGGCACGGCAGCGCCCACAGCGACCGGAGACGUACCCGCGAUUGGCAAGAAGCGCCGCCAAUCGCUCCGCAAGGUCCUCCCGCCCACCUCAUCCAAAUUGUCCGCCCUCGCCCCGACUUUCGAGUUUGCCCCUCGCGCAACCGCAUCCUCUUCUACCGCACUCGACUCGUCUUCUUCCGGCCACUCGUCUGAAGCGGAAGGCGAUGCGCAGUCCCGUCCGAAGGACGAGACCGACUUGCUCUCCACCUCGGAAGAGGCCGCGAUCAACGAGACCGUCUCGUCUGCCGGUGCGCAGGGCGACGCCUUCGUCGCCAAAUCGUUCUCGCAGGCGGAUGCAGAGGGCGCGGACGUGGUUGCCGGAACGAGCGCGAGCGAGCAGAGCGCCAAGCCGAGCGAUGCAAAGGCUGCUGCGCUCAAGACGGCGAGCGAAGUGGAGGGCCAGGAGAAGGAGGAGAUUCCGGCUGAGCCAGCGCAGGAGCGCUCGUUCGGCGCGCUUCUCCCCUCGGCUUUCAUCAACACCGACGGAACCGCUUUCGCGCCUCUUUCCGAUUUGGAGGAUGCGGAGCCCGCUCCUCCCGCUGUCGAGCAAGUCAAGACGGAGCGCAUCUCGGGCGCUGUGCAGGAGAGCCCUGUCGCCGACAUCUCAUGGCGCGAGAGGCAGGGCUGGUGGAACAACGACUUUGACGCCUCGAUCGCUUCGACUUCGUCCUCGAUACCUGCGGAGGACCCGAAGCCUGAAGAGGCUGGACCGGCGGCUGUCGAGCCAGCACGCUCGCAGGACUCGGCGUCCGAGACGCUCCUUCGCUUCCCGCCUUGGACGCCCGAGCCGCCUUCGACGCCCGAAGCGACUCAGCGCGUCCGCGACGUAGCAGAAGUCCGGUCUGCCACGCCGCUCGGGACGUUCCUCAACUCGGCUUUCGUUGCUGACGACCCGAAGAACACUUCGGACGUGCCAACUUCGGUCGAGGAGAUCGUCGCCUCGUCCGCUGCCUCUUCGCCUCCGUCCAUCUCGAUGCCCGCCCCGACUCCCCUCUCCUCCUUCCUCUCUUCCUCCUUCUCGAACCCGACUACGCCUUCCGCACUCGAGUCCUUCGAGCCGCAAGCCGAGCUCGCAGCCGAACGCCUCGCGAAAAUCGAUGCCCUCCCGCCUUCGAAGCGACCCGAGAUCGACUUCCCCAUCUCGGCUGAGGAGGUUGCUGCACAGCCUAGUCUGGACGACGUUCUUGACGUUGACGGUAUCGAGGAUGGGAAGGUCGUGGUUGAGGGUGAGGAGAAGAAGUCGAAGGAAGAGAAGUACGGCUGGUGGUCGCCCGACUUCGACCCGUCUCGCUCGUCUGCGUCAGGGUCGAAGGACCUCGUCGACGAGCAGAAGAUCAAGGAGACGGUCCAGUCGGCCGGUGCGCAGGGCGACGAGUUCCGCGGCAAGACGUUCGAGCAGGCGGAUCGGGAGGGUGAGGUCGAGAGUGCGCCGGUUGAGCCGGCGAAGCAGUCGGCUGGAGUGGCGAAGGAGGAAAAGACAUCGGUCGGCAAGGCGGAACAGGAGGAGCGUGAUGGUUCGCGGACGCCGCUGGGAGAGUAUCUCGGACAGGCAUUCUCGUCUGCGCCUUCGGCUUCUUCAACAUCUGCGCCCGCUCCCACGGCUUCAACUUCCGCUGCUUCGACUUCGACUCCCGCGCCGGUCGCACGCGAAGACUCCUCGACUCCAACCACCACCGCGCCCGCCCUCUCCCGCCGCCGCUCAUCCUCCCCUCCUCCUCCGCCUGGCAAGUCGAACAACGCCGACGACGCGCCUUCCCUCACGCUCGCUCUCGCAUCUGCUUGGCACACCGCGCCGUGGACGAGGAAGAUCUGGGCAGUCCUCGCAAGUCUGGCCAUCAAUGUUGGGCUGCCGUUCGUGAACGGCGUUAUGCUCGGCUUCGGCGAGCUCUUCGCCCGCAACGUCCUCGGCGUCCGACUCGGCUGGCCUCUCGCUUCGUCGUCUUCUUCCACCUCGACUCGCGUCAACACCUCUUCCGUCGGACUUCGCGCCGCAGGACGCACGAACCCCAACAUCGGACACGAGGUGCCCGGUCACGCUGGUGCGAAGACGGUCGCGGAAGCUGCUGGUGAGGCCGUGCGCGAGGCGGCCGAGUAG
Messenger RNA from Rhodotorula toruloides NP11, 2682 nucleotides. Its product is annotated as mitochondrial outer membrane protein, MIM1/TOM13. Gene Ontology annotation, biological process: protein insertion into mitochondrial outer membrane; mitochondrial outer membrane translocase complex assembly. The record is from RefSeq and is a predicted model, not a curated record. The transcript has 2 exons. Gene Ontology annotation, cellular component: mitochondrial outer membrane. The coding region runs from base 1 to 2682 and encodes 893 amino acids. Lineage: Eukaryota; Fungi; Basidiomycota; Microbotryomycetes; Sporidiobolales; Sporidiobolaceae.